GCGACACCGACGACUGACCUCGACGCCAACCCAUCCAGGCACGUCAACCAGACAUCCCAAGUCACUUAAACCCUCGUCAGGAUGGUCCUUCGCAUGCGCCUCGCCCGCUUCGGGCGUACGAACGAGCCCUUCUACAACAUUGUCGUCACACACGCCAGGACCGCGCGUAACAGCAAGCCGCUCGAGGUCAUCGGCACGUACGACCCCAUCCCACGAAAGGAUCCCUACGACCCCGACCGCAAGCCGCACAAGAACAUCAAGCUCGACACAUUGCGCGCGAGGUACUGGAUCGGUGUUGGCGUGCAGCCCAGUGAUCCGGUAUGGAGGUUGAUGUCCAUGAUUGGUCUCAUCGAGCCCCAAUAUGGACCCAACGGCAUCAAGAACAAGAACUCGGCUGCGAAGGCAUUGACACAGCCGCUCGAGAGUCCGGCUGCGACACAGUGAGGAUGGAUGUGGGAUAUCGACGUGUAAAAUACCUUGGGACGGAAUGUUCUCAGCAUUGGAUGGCGUUUGAAUCUGGCGCGAUGCGCCAAGAAAUUGUAUUCUACCAAAAUGUACGAUGAGGGCGUGUCAAUUGUUCUCUGCCUUGGACUUU
Messenger RNA from Verticillium dahliae VdLs.17, 595 nucleotides. Its product is annotated as mitochondrial ribosomal protein S16. The coding region runs from base 82 to 444 and encodes 120 amino acids. Gene Ontology annotation, cellular component: mitochondrial small ribosomal subunit; ribosome. Gene Ontology annotation, molecular function: structural constituent of ribosome. The transcript has 3 exons. The record is from RefSeq and is a predicted model, not a curated record. Gene Ontology annotation, biological process: mitochondrial translation. NCBI's taxonomy places the organism in Eukaryota, Fungi, Ascomycota, Sordariomycetes, Glomerellales, Plectosphaerellaceae.